Gadus macrocephalus (Pacific cod) is the source of this 3451-nucleotide messenger RNA. RefSeq names its product SRY-box transcription factor 9a (gene sox9a). NCBI's taxonomy places the organism in Eukaryota, Metazoa, Chordata, Actinopteri, Gadiformes, Gadidae. The transcript has 3 exons. Gene Ontology annotation, molecular function: DNA-binding transcription factor activity, RNA polymerase II-specific; RNA polymerase II cis-regulatory region sequence-specific DNA binding. Gene Ontology annotation, cellular component: nucleus. Bases 332 to 1834 code for a protein of 500 amino acids. The record is from RefSeq and is a predicted model, not a curated record. Gene Ontology annotation, biological process: positive regulation of chondrocyte differentiation; heart development; negative regulation of transcription by RNA polymerase II.
UCUCCUCCGAGUUUAGAGAAGCCAACCUCCAGUCCCGCGGUAGAUGCCUUCACUCAGUGCUUUUAUAAAACAUUGCGUCCAACGCUUGCACUUGCAUUGCAAUCCAGACAAAACACGCAGUUUAAUAGAAACCCUCUAAGGAACAAAAAAAUAACUUUUGACUGUUUUUGUCAACUUUUGGAGGAGGAAAGUUUGGACAGUCGAAGUGUGCACGGACUCAGACUGUCAUUGCAGUCUUAAAACCCACAACGCUUGGAUUUUAGGAGAAAGGAUUUUCUCUGAAAGUAAUUUUUUUUAUUGCAACAAGUUGUCCUGCAACAUUUUUGUUCGCAUGAAUCUACUCGACCCCUACCUUAAAAUGACAGAAGAACAGGAGAAGUGUUGUCACUCUGACGUGCCAAGCCCCAGCAUGUCUGAAGAAGACUCCGUUGGCUCUCCUUGCCCGUCCGGCUCUGGAUCAGACACCGAGAACCACCGGCCGUCCGACAACCACCUCCUCUUAGGACAGGACCAUCCUAUGGGUGAAUACAAGAAGGAGGCGGAGGAAGAGAAGUUCCCCGUGUGCAUUAGAGAUGCCGUGUCCCAGGUGCUGAAGGGCUACGACUGGACCCUGGUGCCCAUGCCGGUGCGCGUAAACGGUUCCAGUAAAAAUAAACCCCACGUGAAGAGACCGAUGAACGCCUUCAUGGUGUGGGCUCAGGCUGCACGGAGGAAGCUGGCGGACCAGUAUCCACAUCUCCACAACGCCGAACUCAGCAAGACUCUUGGCAAACUUUGGAGACUUUUAAACGAAGGGGAGAAGCGCCCGUUUGUGGAAGAAGCCGAGCGCUUAAGGGUUCAACACAAAAAGGACCACCCGGACUACAAAUACCAACCGAGGCGGAGGAAAUCUGUCAAAAACGGUCAGAGCGAGUCCGAAGACGGCGAGCAAACACACAUAUCUCCAAAUGCCAUCUUCAAGGCGCUGCAGCAAGCCGACUCCCCAACCUCUAGCAUGGGGGAGGUGCACUCCCCCGGCGAGCACUCAGGUCAGUCCCAAGGCCCACCGACACCCCCCACCACCCCCAAGACCGACCUGCCCUCAGGGGGCAAGGGGGAGAUCCUGAAGCGCGAGGCUUCCGGCCGUCCCGCGCCGGAGGGCCGCCAGCUCAACAUCGACUUUGGCGCGGUGGACAUCGGCGAGCUGAGCAGCGACGUCAUCAUCAACAUGGGCAGCUUCGACGUGGACGAGUUCGACCAGUACCUGCCGCCCCACAGCCACGCCCACGCCCACCUGACGGCCGGCGGCUACACGGGGAGCUACGGCCAGUCGGCUAGCCCGGGCGCCCACGCCUGGAUGCUGAAGCAGCAUCAGCAGCAGCAGCAGCAGCAGCAGCAGCAGCACUCUCUGACCACGCUGGGCGGAGACGGCGAGCAGAGGACCACCCAGAUCAAGACGGAGCAACUGAGCCCCAGCCACUACCGCGAGCAGCAGGGCUCGCCUCCGCAGCACGUGGCCUACGGCUCCUUCAACCUGCAGCACUACAGCCCGGCCUCCUACCCCUCCAUCACCCGCGGGCCGUCCCAGUACGACUACUCAGAACACCAGGCGGCCGCGAACUCCUCCAGCGGCACCGCUAACUCCUCCUCCGCCGCCGCGACCGCCGCCGCGUCCUCCUACUACGGCGGGCAGGGCUCCUCCGGCCUCUACGCCGGCUUCGGCUACAUGAACCCCAGCCAGAGGCCCAUGUACACCCCCAUCGCCGACCCCACCGGAGUGCCCAGCGUGCCCCAGACCCACAGUCCGCAGCACUGGGAGCAGCAGCCCGUCUACACGCAGCUGUCCCGGCCCUGAGGACGCCCCCCCCCCCCCCGUCCCCCCAGCGCAGACUGUGUAUAAAGUUAAGAAAAAAACUCAAGCCCAUCCUCCCCCCUCUACCCCAAACCCACCCCCACAGACUGUUCUCUCCGUAGACCUGGCGGCCUUUUGUACCGACGUGCCACACGCGCCCUUCAUCUCAGAUCUUCGCCAACCCCCCCCCCACCCCUCCUCUCCCCAAACCAUCACAAGGACCUUUUUUUUUUUUUUUUUUUAUAUAUAUAUUAUUAUUAUUUUUUCCAUAGUACUGAAAAUAUACCUUUUGGAACGGCUCACAACAGUGCCUUUUUGUAUUGCUCGGAUUUGUGGUUAUAUUUUUCUAGAUAUAAGGUGCGAACAUUGUGACGUCCUCUGUGAGGACAUAUGGGUUCUCGAUAUUUUUUAGUAUGUACUGUGUAUGUGUUCUGCUCCCCAGCCCCCACCCCCCCAUCCGCCAUCAACCUGAUCAGUGUCAUCAUCUUCAUCACCACCACUGCCAUCUUCAUCAUCAACUGAGGGGUCCGGACUCCCCUCCCCCCUCCCCCCUCUGUGGCCUUACUAAUGUAUUUUUGUACAGCAAUGAAGUUACAUCCUUUGACCUUAUCAUAGCCUACAUCCCGUGAUGAAUCUCUGUACUGUACAUAUUUUAUUGUGAUUCCUCUGAGAUGCACAAAUGGAGCGAAGCUGACGUGUCAUCGUUUUUUAAAUCCUUUUAAAUCGAUUGGUUGACUUGGCAAAAACGUGGUUCUCUUUGUCUCGCUUGGUCUCAAAUUGUUCUAAUUGUGCUGGGAGGAAGCUAGUCCGCGUUGCUGUGGCGUUCCACCAGGGGCCUUACCUUGUUGCUAAAUGUAAUGGAGCAAUGCUUGUCUGGUUGUUGGUGUUUUUACUCCGUUUUAAUCCGGGUACUGCCUUGAUGCCGUCGGUGUCUGUGGAGCCACAACCGGUGUUGCUGUGUCAAAAAUAAUAGUUCUGAUAUCCUGCUGAAGGAGCUGCAGGAAGUGCCCUUUGACCUUUGCCCCCCCUCCAGGUCUCAGCUGAGUCUGGCGUUCCCUCUAUCAUUCCUACAGCCUGGUCCACUCUUCUUAACCUUUCGUUCUUAAUUUAUUCUUUAGCAUUAAUUUUAUUUGAAAAAAAUAACUAUUUGCAAUUAUCUUUUUUUUUUCUCUCCCAGCAACUAACUGAAAUGAAAAAAUGUGUUUCAGCCAGAAUAGUUUGCUGUUAUAUGUGGUACAAAUUUGUUUAUUUAUCGUCGGUAAAUGUUUCCAUUUAAAUGUUUUUUUUUAUUCUCCUCAUGAUCUAGUUAUGUGCAGAUUACGUAUGAUUACAAUAAACACAAUUUUAAAGUCUUUCUUUAAAAAGAUAAAAACUGGAAGAUUUCUCUUUUCUUUCUAACAAAUUAAUGGUUGUGGAACUUAUGGCUGUAUGUAAAAAAAAAAGUAGAAUCACCAUGAUAUUUUUUUCAAGCAGUUUUGUCAUUUUAUAUUCAGUGCUGUUAGUUCUCAUGUUGUCCUCUUCUAAAUGCAGUUUCAAUAGAUAAACAUGCCAUGCCUUAAAAGCUUAUAUUUUGUAUUACAUUGUUUGCAAUAAAAUAAACAUAUUGAAAAUAAAUGUAAA